GUACAACAUGGCGGCGCUGUGGCGGCGGCGCCCACGCCUGCGAUGUGAGCCCCGGCUGUACUGUACGGCACGGGCCCUGUCAGGGAAGUACGACUAUGAUCUCCUAGUUGUUGGAGGAGGAUCCGGCGGCCUUGCUUGUGCUAAAGAAGCUGCUCAGUUUGGAAAGAAGGUGGCUGUGUUAGACUACGUGGAUCCUUCUCCAAAAGGAACCAAAUGGGGACUUGGCGGUACUUGUGUGAAUGUUGGCUGCAUUCCUAAAAAGCUUAUGCACCAUGCAGCCCUUCUGGGGAGCUCUCUCAAAGAUGCCCAGCACUAUGGCUGGAAUAUACCUCAGCCUGUGACCCAUGACUGGUCGACAAUGGCAGAAGCUGUUCAGAACCACGUGAAGUCCUUGAACUGGGGACACAGGAGGCAGCUGCAGGACAAAAAAGUGAAGUACUUCAACUUGAAAGGCAGUUUUAUGGACGCUCACACGAUUCGUGGGCUGUCAAAAGCAGGCCAAGAGACUUUGCUCACGGCAGAAAACAUAGUCCUCGCCACUGGAGGGAGGCCUAAAUAUCCAGCAAAUAUUCCUGGGGCGCUGGAGCAUGGGAUCACAAGUGACGAUCUCUUCUGGUUGAAAAAAUCUCCCGGGAAAACGUUGCUUGUUGGAGCCAGCUAUGUUUCCCUCGAGUGCGCUGGCUUUCUCACAGGCCUCCGAUUGGAUACUGCGGUCAUGAUGAGAAGCAUCCCUCUUCGAGGAUUUGACCAGCAAAUGGCCACCUUAGUAACAGAUUAUAUGGAAGCCCACGGCACAAGGUUUUUAAAGAAAUGCUCCCCGACCAAAGUGGAGAAGAUGGGAAACGGCAGGCUACGAGUCGCGUGGAAAUAUGGCGACUCUGGCAAAGAAGAAAUGGAUGAAUUUGAUACGCUGGUGUGGGCAGUAGGCCGACAGCCUGACACCAAGACCCUUAAUUUGGGGGCUGCGGGUGUGAAAAUUAACUCUGCGAUGGGAAAGAUUGUUGUUGAUGCAACCGAAGCGACGUCUGCUCCUCACAUUUAUGCAGUUGGAGACAUUACAGAGGGUCGCCCUGAACUAACACCGACUGCGAUCGCUGCAGGGAAACUGCUGGCUCGACGUUUGUUUGGCCAGUCGAAAGAACUAAUGGAUUAUGACAAUGUGCCUACUACCGUUUUCACACCCCUGGAAUAUGGAUGUGUAGGCCUCUCGGAAGAACAAGCCUCAGAUCGUUUGGGACCAGAUAAUAUAGAGGUGUACCAUGCGUUUUAUAAGCCUUUGGAAUUCAAUGUGCCUGAAAGAGAUGCCGCUCAGUGUUAUAUCAAAAUGGUGUGUUCACGUGCACAAGAAUGCCGAAUCCUCGGCCUUCAUUUCAUUGGUCCAAAUGCAGGCGAAGUUAUUCAAGGAUUUGCCCUUGGAAUCAAAUGUGGCGCUACCUAUUCACAAAUGCUGAAGACGGUUGGCAUUCACCCGACUUGCGCCGAGGAAGUCACUAAGCUGCACAUCACGAAGCGGUCGGGCUUAGAUGCAACUGUCACCAGCUGUUGAGGUUAGCUGCCAUCCCUGAGUAGCCAAUGAAAGAGCACAUGGCAGAAGCAGUGCAAAGAGCAUAGGAGAGUAUCACGGCACACAAGGCCUGGAG
This is a messenger RNA of Euleptes europaea (tarantolino), 1640 nucleotides long. RefSeq names its product thioredoxin reductase 2 (gene TXNRD2). The transcript has 17 exons. Gene Ontology annotation, molecular function: thioredoxin-disulfide reductase (NADPH) activity; glutathione-disulfide reductase (NADPH) activity; flavin adenine dinucleotide binding. Lineage: Eukaryota; Metazoa; Chordata; Lepidosauria; Squamata; Sphaerodactylidae. The record is from RefSeq and is a predicted model, not a curated record. Gene Ontology annotation, cellular component: mitochondrion; cytosol. Gene Ontology annotation, biological process: cell redox homeostasis; cellular response to oxidative stress; glutathione metabolic process. Bases 8 to 1546 code for a protein of 512 amino acids.